This is a messenger RNA of Dovyalis caffra, 1044 nucleotides long. The record is from the annotation of a GenBank genome assembly. NCBI's taxonomy places the organism in Eukaryota, Viridiplantae, Streptophyta, Magnoliopsida, Malpighiales, Salicaceae.
AUGGCUGAGUCGAACGAUUCCUUCUCCGUCGACAUGGAAAAGAUCUAUCUCGGUGGAAAGGAACAUCAUGUAAGAACUGGCUGUGGUUCUGUGUCUGUCAUAGUCUAUGGAGACCAAGACAAGCCAGCAUUAAUUACUUAUCCUGAUUUAGCUCUAAAUUAUAUGUCUUGUUUCCAAGGACUAUUCUUUUGUCCUGAAGUUGCGUCUUUACUCGUACACAACUUCUGCAUUUACCACAUUUGUCCUCCAGGUCAUGAGUUGGGAGCUGCUCCGAUUAGUCCUGAUGAUCCUUUGCCUUCUGUUGAUGACCUUGCUGAUCAGAUUAUUGAGGUUCUCAACUAUUUCAGGCUUGAUGCAGUGAUGUGCAUGGGGGUGACAGCUGGUGCCUACAUCCUAACCCUGUUUGCUAUGAAAUAUAGAGAGCGUGUUCUUGGUUUGAUACUUGUGUCCCCCUUAUGCAAAGCACCCUCUUGGACUGAAUGGUUAUAUAACAAGGUAAUGUCAAAUUUGUUAUAUUUCUAUGGUAUGUGUGGUUUGCUUAAGGAGUUUUUGCUUCAGCGAUACUUCAGCAAGGAAGUUUGUGGUAAUGCUGAAGUUCCAGAGUCGGACAUAGCUCAAGCAUGCAGAGGAUUGCUUGAUGAGAGGCAGGGCACAAAUGUUUUGCGGUUUCUUCAAGCAAUUAAUCGGAGACCUGACAUUACUAGUGGGUUGAAGAAACUAAGAUGCCGCACUCUUGUAUUCGUAGGAGAUAACUCUCCUUUCCAUUUUGAGGCACUUCACAUGAUCUCAAAGUUGGAUCGAAGAUAUAGUGCCUUGGUCGAGGUCCAGGCUUGUGGAUCUAUGGUAACUGAAGAACAGCCACAUGCAAUGUUGAUACCCAUGGAGUACUUCUUCAUGGGAUAUGGGUUGUACAGGCCAUGCCAACUCAGCGACAGUCCCAGGAGUCCCCUCAGCCCCUCUUGCAUCUCACCAGAGCUUCUCUCGCCUGAAAGCAUGGGUUUGAAGCUUAAACCAAUAAAAACCCGUGUUUUGCUUGAAGUUUGA